AGCAAGGCGGAAGUCUCACAGGCGCGGGGGAUUCCCCGAGGGAAGUUCCCAACGCGUUAUAAAACAUGUAAAAAUGUACAUUUGUUCGAAAUACACCAUAUCCUCUCCCACACGUCGUACAUAUAGGCCACUCGAAGAAUAAGAAGCUGUCGCAGUAUCAAAACAAUAGUUUGGCAAUUUUCGAAUGAAGGGCCCAUGACUGCCGUGUCAGUAAUGAUCGUGGAGCGCACGGCAUGGAGAGGAAUAUUGGAGACCAGCUCAACAAGGCAUUUGAAGCUUACCGCCAGGCCUCUAUCGAGCGAGACAGCGCCAAAAGGGAACUACAGAAGACGAAUGAAUAUUAUCAACGGCACACUCAGAAACUUCAGAAACAGAUAGAAGACCAGCAGCAGUUGAUUUCAAAACUCAAAGUUCAGUUGAUAGCAGCAACUAAGCAACCUUCAGGAGAGGUGAAAGGUGAGGAUGUUCCUAGAAAACAGGAAGAGGAAACCCUGUCUUCUUCCAACCAUCUCUUCGACAACCCAAGCAGCUCCUUCCGGAAGAUUCAUUACUUGGAAGGGAACAUGGAAACUGCAAUGAUUGUGUCACCUUCACCACACACAGCACCUGUAAACAGCAGUUUUGAGAAAAAAGAUGUUUUUGAGGCGUUUCAAGCUCUUCAGGGGAAAUUCCAGCAGAUACAGACAUUAACCCGGAGACAAAAAGAUCACCUGAAAAAAAUCUACAAAGGAAAUUACAUGGCAAAUGAGCAGCAGUUCUCCAUGCCCAUUCAGUGUACAGACGUGACCGUGGAGCAGGCGGAGAGGCCCUUCCCCUCAGCCUUAAGGCCAGGGGUCAUCCUCCAGCACCCGCCCACGCCCCUAGCAUCCCGUGGUGCCAGCCAAGAGGACAGAGACCUAGUGGACUCCCUCACCAGACUCAGCGUCAAGUUCCCCCCCUCCACAGACAGUGAAUACGAGUUCCUGAACAGCGCUCCAGAGAAACACUUUGACCUGUCUAUGCCAAGGCAACGGGCAGCAUUCAGCAGUAUCCCUGCCAUCAUAGAGGAAUCGUCUAUGGAGCUGGCCAUCCCAUUCCUGUAUCCUACAUCUCCCUCUCACCCCACCUCCCCCUCCACCUCACUCUCACACGAGAGUGUGCGUGGACCCCUGCAGCCUCUGUGGAGCCCUGAGCUUUGUGAUGCAGUAGCAGCAGCAGCACAGGCCGUGAGUGCGAAGCCACAACAACAGAUCAACAACAGCCCUGAUAUCUGUGCCUACUGCAACGCGGAAGUUCCCCAAGACCAUAUGAAAAGCCACCUUUUCACUCAUUGCCAGAGGGAGAGUGAAGCCAGCAAUUGACACUAGCAGACAGUGGCUGCCCAAUGAAACACCUCUAGGCUUAAUUCAUGGUUUAUUCAUGUCUUUGUUGCCACGCCAUGAAUUACACGCGCUGGGCUGGAUGUCACAUGACACCUGCGUUUGCAACGGGACUAGAAUCCACUCUUGAUCGUAUAUUUAAAUUGUAAGAGUUGAAUGGUACAUUUUACAGUCGUCGUCUUAAGAUAUUACUUUGAAAUUGUACACAUCUAGACCUAUGAAAUGAUAUUGUACAGUAUGUAGGUUUAAGUAUAAUAAAGCAAUAAUUUAAUCUUGA
Molecule: messenger RNA, 1635 nt
Organism: Oncorhynchus mykiss (rainbow trout)
Lineage: Eukaryota; Metazoa; Chordata; Actinopteri; Salmoniformes; Salmonidae
Product: TRAF family member-associated NF-kappa-B activator
Biological process (GO): negative regulation of canonical NF-kappaB signal transduction
Source: RefSeq, a predicted model, not a curated record